Molecule: messenger RNA, 306 nt
Organism: Anisakis simplex (herring worm)
Lineage: Eukaryota; Metazoa; Nematoda; Chromadorea; Rhabditida; Anisakidae
Source: the annotation of a GenBank genome assembly
AUGGACAAUCUUGUAAAGGCAUCCAAUAUUAUUGGUGAAAAUGGUGAUAGUGAACAAUACAAAGAACUUAUUUUGAACGCCUUAGAGAUGUCGGGUGUGUGGGAUGUGGAAUGGGAACGUGAACAACCCAUUGAAUCGUUACGAAUAUUUCUCAUUAUUCCUUCGCUGUAUUUUUUUGCAUCACCUUCAAUAGCACUCGCAAAAACACUUCAUCUGCCUUUUGUUCGUGCCGUUCACCUUCUCAGCCAGUCCAGUCGUUCCAUAUUGGGUUGGCUUUUGAUUUGUUCAUGUCAUGGGGGUUUGUAG